Messenger RNA from Lutzomyia longipalpis, 871 nucleotides. RefSeq names its product charged multivesicular body protein 1b (gene Chmp1). Gene Ontology annotation, biological process: late endosome to vacuole transport; endosome transport via multivesicular body sorting pathway; protein transport. The record is from RefSeq and is a predicted model, not a curated record. NCBI's taxonomy places the organism in Eukaryota, Metazoa, Arthropoda, Insecta, Diptera, Psychodidae. Gene Ontology annotation, cellular component: multivesicular body; ESCRT III complex. The transcript has 2 exons. The coding region runs from base 152 to 763 and encodes 203 amino acids.
AAUGUCAAUGAAUAACCCCCUCAGUGAGUCAUUCAUCAAUAAAAAUACGAAAAAAAUUUUUUGUAAACGCAAAAAAGUGAUUUUAGGACAAUUCCUAAAUUAUUUCUUUGGUCCUGUGUAAUAAAUAAAAGCCAGCAAAACGGGGAACGAAAUGUCUGUGUCACAAAUGGAGAAGCACCUAUUUAAUUUAAAGUUUGCAGUGAAGGAUCUAGAACGGAAUGCCAAGAAGUGCGAGAAGGAAGAAAAGCUGGAGAAGGCAAAGACAAAGAAGGCCAUCCAGAAGGGGAAUAUGGAUGUAGCGCGGAUUCAUGCAGAAAACGCCAUUCGGCAGAAGAAUCAAUCACUUAAUUACCUGAGGAUGAGUGCACGAGUGGAUGCGGUGGCAAGUCGUGUGCAAUCCGCCCUCACCACGCGGAAGGUCACCAAUUCCAUGGCAGGUGUCGUGAAGGCCAUGGAUGCCGCAAUGAAGGGGAUGAAUCUCGAGAAAAUCUCCGGAUUGAUGGAUAAAUUUGAGCAGCAAUUUGAGGAUCUAGACGUCCAGAGUAGCUACAUGGAGAACACAAUGUCACAGACGACCACUACAGCUGUGCCGCAGGGUGAUGUGGACAGUCUCCUGCAGCAGGUUGCCGACGAAGCGGGUCUCGAACUCAACAUGGAACUUCCUGCGGGUCCCCAAGCAUCCACCAUUGGAGCCAGUACCCAAGUGUCUCAGGAACAAGACGAGCUCACCCAGAGACUUGCUCGUCUGCGACAGGCGGAGUAGGAAAUGUGGAUUCCAUUGAAAUCCAAGAUUGGAUUUGCGCUUCUGUGUAUUAUGAAGUUUGUUGUUUAUUUUCUAUCAAUUUAAUUAUACUCUGGCUAAUAUAAACAA